AUGAACUCGCCGACUCAUACUAUUGACCCAGACGGCGAAGUGCUGUUAAUAUUGCGCAAUGCGAACAGUCCUUUUGCACACUCGGAUAAAAUGCCAUUCACUAGUCUGGACUCUAAGAUCGUUCCGUCACUGUGCGAUAGCGCCCCGAUUACUUCUGAAGGAACCGAGAAAGAGCCAGAGCUGAGUGUCCAGGAGGAACAGAGCAAGGAGGGAAUGGAAAGAACUUCUGAGCUCAUUUCGCCAAAUGAAGAGGCCACUGCUGAAGAGCACAUUGAUGAAGAGGCUGCUACCGAAGGGCAUCUCGCUGUAUUAGCGGUCCAAAAUUGCUUGCGUAUUAAGGUAUCUGCGAAGCAUUUGAUGUUUGCCUCGCCGGUUUUCAAAAAAACACUGACUGGUGGCUGGAAAGAAAGCAUGAACUACUCUCAAAAAGGCUCAACCUGGGUCACUGCAGACGGCUGGGAUAUUGAAGCAUUCAUGAUUGUACUUCGAGCUAUUCAUGGCCAACACUACCUCAUAGCCCAAAAGCUGUCUUUGGAGAUGCUCGCCAAAGUUACCGUUAUAGCAGACUAUUAUGAAUGCAAGAACGCUUUGUAUCUCCUGAAAGACAUGUGGAUCAAGAACGUGAAGGGAGACAUUCCUACGACGCUUUCUCGAGAUUUGAUUUUAUGGCUAUGGAUUGCCUGGUUUUUUGAACUUCCUGCCCAGUUCAGUUGGUCAACUUCUAUGGUCAUGUCACAGAGCGACAAACCGAUUGAUAUUUUGGGCCUUCCGAUACCAGGCAUUGUCAUAGCUUCAAUGAAUGUAGGUAGAGAGGCGGCUAUCAACGACUUAAUUGCCCAUCUUCAUCAAACACGCGAUGCUUAUUUAAACAACACACGGGGUUGUUCUUUUGAAUGUCGCUCAAUCAUGUGUGGAGCGCUUACUAUACACAUGCAGUCAAGCAACCUGCUUCUGCCGAAGCCUGACACUCCCUUUCCCGGCUUGAGCUACAAUGGUCUUGUGCAGACAGUGCAUAAAUUCAGAUCGCCAGCAUGGUACAAUGCGCCCAAGACUUACUCUACGCACGCAUGCUUUCACUCUUCUUUCGAAUCCUUGUUUGCGAAACAACAUUAUCCUCUAGAGGGCUUGGAACUGAAAAAUUUCACUUUUCACGAUUUGGUGCCAUAG
Messenger RNA from Penicillium pulvis, 1167 nucleotides. RefSeq lists its product as uncharacterized. The coding region runs from base 1 to 1167 and encodes 388 amino acids. The transcript has 3 exons. Lineage: Eukaryota; Fungi; Ascomycota; Eurotiomycetes; Eurotiales; Aspergillaceae. The record is from RefSeq and is a predicted model, not a curated record.